GUGUCUAGGGUGACUGCAUGUUAGAUUGGAGAACAUGAGCUGGGGAACUCAGCUCUGUUUUUCAGGUUGAUUUUCUGUGCUUUGUUGGCCUGCAUAUUAUAACUCCACGAGUCAGUUUUUCAGAGAUGGUUGUUAUACUGCGUUUACCAUAAACUGCACCCAUUUUCUCCAUCCCAGCUGUGUGAGAGAGAAUGGCUGCCACUCACUUGCUUCUCGACUGACACCAAAAAAGAGGCUUGAAUUUCGGCUGUAACUUUAGGACAAGAGCUCAGGUACCAGAGAUGAUGGCAGUUCUUUUCCAGUGCAUAAAUAAUGUAUUGGCCGUAUACAUCUCCUGCUGGCAGCUGGCUGCAGCAUGUCAUGCUGAGGAAUGCGAGAAGCAACAAACGAGCACUCCCUUGGCAGCCAGCAAUGAAGAGGCAGUUCAGCUGCCCAUAAAAUGCCAUCGGGCCAUAGUCACACCCUCCCACUGGCUCUCUACUUUAGAGGUGCAUUCUGACCCUUGGAUGGAGAUAAAUUAUCACUAUCUACUAGUGGCUGAAGAGAUAAAGCCAGAAAAUAUAAUAAGGCAAAGAAAUAACGAAGUUUGAGAGAACCUGGCAUAUGUCCCAACACAAUCAAGAAAAGGACAGAGAAGAAGUCUCUGACAUUGUUUCCUUUGCGUCAAGCAACACAACAACCAAGGCUAGCAAAACUAUUCCAAGCAUGUGUAUAUUUUGCAUCUGCCUUUCAAGCUAUCUCAUGUGGCAUUCAUUACUUGGCUUCCGUAUUCAUGGCUGUUACGCCUAAAUUUGUAUGCAGUGUCCCUGGAAAUGUGACUAAUAUACUGUUCAGCAAUUCCUCUAGUUCAAGAAUAGAGGAUAUUUGGACACUGUGGACAUCAACAAAAAAUUACAUUGUGGUCCAGCUUGAAAACGGAGAAAUUUGGGAACUUGAUCAGUGCAGCAGGUCCAAGCGAGAGGGCAGUUUGUAUCUUGCAUAUGAAUAUUCUGGCAACAAGUCUGUUUUUUCUUGUUCUGAUGGAUAUAUCUAUGAUCACACAAAAUGGAAGAGCACCAUUGUUACAGAAUGGGAUUUGGUCUGUCACCGGGAAUGGCUUGCAAAAUUAACUCAGCCCACAUUCAUGCUUGGAGUCCUGCUUGGAGCAGUGAUUUUUGGUGAUAUGGCUGACAGAGUGGGAAGACGGUAUAUAAUGUGGUUCACAAGCACUGGUCAGUUUUUAUUUGGCAUUGCAGUGGCAUUCACAUUUGACUACUACAGCUUUGUGAUCAUACGUUUUCUCCUUGCUAUGGUUUCAAGUGGCUAUCUGGUUGUGGUUUUUGUUUAUGUGACAGAAUAUGUUGGCAUUAAAGCUCGAACAUGGGCGUCCAUGCACGUCCAUGCUUUUUUUGCUGUGGGAGUCAUGGUUGUGGCACUGGUAGGAUUUUUGGUGAGGACCUGGUGGAUCUAUCAGAUAUUUCUUUCUGUAACAACUCUUCCCUUUGUCUUGUGCUGCUGGAUGCUCCCAGAGACACCUUUCUGGCUACUGUCAGAGGGAAGAUAUGAAGAAGCACAAAAAGUAGUUAAUGUAAUGGUGAGAUGGAAUAAAGUAAGCACUCCUUGUAAAAUUUCUGAACUGUGUUCAAUUCAACAAGAUGAUCUAGUCAGAUGCAGAACAGGUGAUAAUGACACUUCUACAGCGAAGAAGCACAGCAUCUUAGAUCUGUUUUAUAAUUGGCACAUUGCAAGAAGGACCAUUACAGUCUGGCUGAUUUGGUUCACUGGGAGUUUAGGAUACUAUGUAUUCUCCCUGAGUUCCGUCAAUCUAGGAGGCAAUGAAUAUUUAAAUCUAUUUCUCAUAGGUGCCGUGGAGCUUCCUGCGUAUGUCGUUGCUUGCAUUGGGAUGGACAAACUGGGAAGGAGAAACACAUUGACUCCAUUUCUUAUAUCAAGUGCAGUGAUCUGUGCUUUGAUUAUGCUGAUCCCUCAGGAUUUCAGUAUAUUAUCUGUCUUAGCAAAUAUGGCUGGAAAGUUUGCAAUUGGCGUUGCAUUUGGCCUCAUUUACCUUUACACAGCAGAACUGUAUCCAACAGUUAUACGGUCACUUGCUGUAGGAAGUGGGAGCAUGAUGUGUCGUGUAGGGAGCAUAGUUGCUCCUUUUUGUGUUUACCUGACUAGUGUUUGGAUCUUCAUGCCACAGAUGCUUGUUGGAAUCAUGGCCUUUCUGAGCGGAAUGCUAACAUUAAUGCUCCCAGAAACUCUUGGAAAACCAUUGACUAAUACUUUGGCGGAAGCUGCAGAACUGGGAACAAACAAGAACAGCUGUUUGGGAAAAUCACCCCCAGCACAGACUGGUGCAGUGUUAGAAAAGAUAGAGAUGCAUAGCCAAGAGUCACACAGCACUGAUGAAUAAAGCAACAUCAAGAUUACUGUCACCAGUUUUAAUCCUCAUUAAUUCUAUAAGACCAUUUUAUUAGAGCAACCUGACCAUGUUAUUAAUGCACGCGUCUCUUAAUUUGUAUGCAAUCUUGCCUUUUCUAAAGGGCAAAUAUUAAAAGGUCUGGUAGAAAAUUUGAAAGGAUUUUUAGAGCCAUUCUCAAACUUAAUCGUACUUUUAAAAAUCUGGUUAAUUUGCUUUGACUAGUAGGAGUGAUUAUUGUUCAUUUGGAAGAUACCAAGUUUUUCCAGAUUCACAUAAUAUUUCCUUUCACUGCUUUAGAUUUUCUGUAGCUGUGCUGAUAAUCGCAUCAUGAAAUCCCCUGUCAAUAAUUGCCAUAUUACAACUGACAGACACAGACUUGUGACUUAUUAACAUGGUAAACUCAAGCACACACUACUAAUUCAACAGAAAAGGCUCUUAAUUACUGUGAGAGGUUAAACAGAAAUAAAGAUUUCUGUUUUUCACACUUUCUUCUGAAGAGACUGCCAUUGCUAAAAAUAAAAAUAUUCUAUGCAACA
This is a messenger RNA of Chrysemys picta bellii (western painted turtle), 2937 nucleotides long. Lineage: Eukaryota; Metazoa; Chordata; Testudines; Emydidae. The record is from RefSeq and is a predicted model, not a curated record.